Molecule: messenger RNA, 2820 nt
Organism: Aspergillus heteromorphus CBS 117.55
Lineage: Eukaryota; Fungi; Ascomycota; Eurotiomycetes; Eurotiales; Aspergillaceae
Gene: farA
Product: CeGAL family transcription factor
Exons: 6
Coding region: 134-2602 (822 amino acids)
Biological process (GO): DNA-templated transcription
Molecular function (GO): DNA binding; zinc ion binding
Source: RefSeq, a predicted model, not a curated record
GUCUAGGUGUGCCCUGCACCAACUGCGUGGCCUUUUCGAUCGAAUGCAAAAUCCCCACCCCCAAACGCAAGAAGAACCAGACCAAGUCGAAGGAGAAUGAAGGGUAUGCCUCUCGCCCUUGUCAUCUCCGACUAUGCUGAUCAUGUUAUCCGGUCCGAUCAGAAGCGAAGAGGUCGAAGAGAAAUCGCCCGAAACCAAGCCCGAGCCGUUGCCAGUCGAUCCCGGCAAGGAAAAUGCCUUCGGCUAUCGCAACAACCAAAUGGCAGUCGACGGUAUGCCCGUCACCUCCCUCACAGAAACGCAGGCCGCCCAGCAGGCCACUCAAAGUUCAGCCUACGCCCAGUUUAUGAAGCCAAAAUUUGCGCGCGCCCCCAUAAAGGAACCCGGCAGGGUGGCAUACCUGGGCGAGUCGUCCAACCUGUCGCUCUUGGUGCAGGACCGCCAUGGGACUACCGAUGUCGUACAUUAUCCUCUGCCGCCGAAUAUGGGCGGUACGCCGGCCAGGCUGACGGAUCUGGACAAUCUGGAGCUGGAAAUCCUGAAGCAACGCGGGGCCUUUCUUCUGCCUCCGAAGCCAUUGUGUGACGAGCUGGUUGAAGCCUACUUCCAAUGGGUUGCGCCCGUGGUGCCCAUUGUCAACCGCAGCCGCUUCCUGCGGCAAUACCGCGACCCUAAAAACCCGCCUUCCUUGCUUCUUCUUCAGGCGAUUCUUCUGGCUGGUUCGAGGGUCUGUACGAACCCGCAGCUGAUGGACGCCAAUGGGUCAACUACGCCCGCUGCGAUGACAUUUUACAAACGGGCCAAGGCGUUGUAUGACGCCAAUUACGAGGAUGACCGCGUCACCAUCGUUCAGGCGCUGGUUCUUCUAGGCUGGUACUGGGAGGGACCUGAAGAUGUGACCAAGAAUGUCUUCUACUGGACAAGGGUGGCGAUGGUCGUGGCCCAGGGCUCGGGUAUGCAUCGAAGCGUGGAAUCCUCCCAACUGAGCAAACCGGACAAGAGGCUAUGGAAGCGGAUCUGGUGGACCCUGUUCACGCGAGACCGGUCGGUCGCGGUGGCGCUUGGGCGACCCAUUGGCAUCAACACGGACGAUUCGGAUGUUGGCAUGUUGACGGAAGACGACUUCGUCGAAGAUGAGGUCGACAUUGCGGCCGAGUACGCGCCCGAUCCGGUCCACGUGCAGUUCUUCCUGCAGUACGUCAAACUCUGCGAGAUCAUGGGCUUGGUCCUCUCGCAGCAGUACUCUGUCGCUUCCAAGGCCAGGCGGAUGAACGCCAUGGACCUCACCCACUCCGACAUGGCGUUGGCGGAUUGGCUCCAAAAUUGCCCGAAGGAGGUAUGCUGGCAACGGCAACGGCAUCAUUUCUGGGCAGCCCUGCUUCAUGCGAACUAUUACACCACACUUUGUCUCCUGCAUCGAGCCCAUAUGCCGCCCGCCUCUUCCGUCCCGAGCAGUUACCGCGUCGAAGAAAUGGCCUAUCCCUCACGCACCAUUGCCUUCCAGGCUGCUGGGAUGAUCACCUCGAUUGUGGAGAACCUUCAUAAUCACCGUGAAAUCCGCUACACCCCUGCGUUCAUUGUCUACAGCUUGUUUUCGGCGUUGAUCAUGCACGUGUAUCAAAUGCGAUCCUCCGUCCCCACGAUCGUGGCCACCUGCCAAGAGCGCAUCAACAUCUGCAUGGUGGCCCUCAAAGACGUGUCCAAGGUCUGGCUGGUGGCUAAGAUGGUGCACACGUUGUUUGAGUCCAUUCUCGGCAACAAGGUCCUGGAGGAGCGUCUUCAGAAGGCGGCGGGAAAGAGACAUCAACGAGUACGCCCCGAGUCAAUGCAGCAGCCACAACAGCCGCCCGCGAGAAAGCCCGAGCCUCCGAAGCGCAAAUUCGACGACAUGGAAUUCGGGCUACCGAAUGGAGGCCCGACUCCUCCGGUAUCCUACGAGCGAUCCCGUCCGCAGACGCCUGCGGUUACGCCGUCACGCGAGAUGCAGCCCAGUCUAAGCGUGCCGCAAGGCUCGCCCCCGGCCCCAGUGUUGCCGGGGAUCUCUCGCGGAAACACGCGCCCAACGACGCCCUUUAAUCAGUUCUCUCUCCCUGCCACACCACCCGACCUUUUCCUUGUUACGCGAGCCUCGCCCAAUCUGUCUCCGUCGCUGUGGGAGAACUUCCAGCCGGACCAAUUGUUCCCUGAUGGCACGGCGUUCUUCCCGGAACUGACGUCUCCGCAGACGGCCACGGUUGACCCGCAACUCCAGGUCCCCCCCAUGCAGCCACACAACAUGGAUCAGCGGCCAAUCAUUCCUCCACACAUGGCUGGACGCGGCAGUAUUUCCGCCGCGCACGGCAGCCCGGAUGUUCUCAACAUGCCACCGGGGAUCAGUCUGCCGGGCCAGCCACCGCAGGUGUUUGGGAUGGAAAACCAACAGCCGUGGCCGAUGCAGAACCUGGACGCUCCGUUGGGCGCGACGACCAUGGAUGCAGCCAGCCAGGAUGACAACUGGAGCAGCAGCUCACGGAGCGGUCCGACGGCUCCGACGACUCUCAAUGUGGAGGACUGGUUCCAAUUCUUCGGCAUCAACGGUAGUUUCGGCGAUUUAGCAACAUAACCGCAGUCUCGUAUAGCGAUUGAGUUUAACACGGGCGAUUUCCCUGGGUCAAUGAAUGGGCCUCGCUCCGGGUAGUUAGUUCUGAUUUCAUGUUAUAUACCUGGUCUGGAUGCCGUGUUUAUAUUCCCGGUCUGGUCUGUUCUUCCUCGCCCGGACGAGGAGUAUCAGACCAUGACUACAUUCAUGUGUAUAAUGAUCUCGAGUGGAUUUGAUUGAUA